This is a messenger RNA of Menidia menidia (Atlantic silverside), 2805 nucleotides long. The record is from the annotation of a GenBank genome assembly. Lineage: Eukaryota; Metazoa; Chordata; Actinopteri; Atheriniformes; Atherinopsidae.
CUGCGACAAUGGCUGCGACGUAGAGCAACUUUUGGAUCUGGGGUUGAUGAUCGACAGCUCUCCGCGGCGCCGCCAACUUUUUCUGACUUGGAGGAGACGCCGUGCGGACGCAGGACAAUGAAGAAGCAGUUUAACCGCAUGAAGCAGCUGGCCAACCAGACUGUUGGAAGGGCUGAGAAAACUGAGGUUCUGAGUGAUGACCUCCUUCAGAUCGAGAGGAGAAUGGAGCUGGUGCGCUUGGUGUCGCACAACGCGCACAAACGGCUGGUGUCCUGUCUGCAGGGUCAGCUGGGCACGGACACAGAGAAGAGACAUAAAAAGCUGCCGUUGACUGCGCUGUCCCAGGCCAUGCAGGAGGGAGGCAAUCAGCUGGGCGAUGAGAGCCUGAUUGGCAAAAUGAUGGACGUAUGUGGGGAGGCAGAAAACCGAUUAGCCACGGAACUGAUGCAGCAUGAAUUACAGAUCGAGAGAGAUAUUUUAGAGCCUCUCAACCAGGUUGCUGAGGUAGAGAUCCCCAAUAUCCUUAAACAGAGGAAGCAUCUCGCUAAGCUGGUUCUGGACUAUGACUCAGCUAAAGCAAGGUACUAUCAGGCAGCAAAGUCUAACAACCAGGCCAUGGCAGCUAAAGCCGAUUCGCUUAAAGACGAGAUGGAUGAAGCUCUCAACAGAGUAGAGAUAUGCAAGGACCAGCUGUCUGCAGACAUGUACAAUUUUGCUUCAAAAGAGGGAGAAUAUGCACGCUAUUAUGUCAUGCUAUUAGUGGCCCAGGCAGAGUACCACAGGAAGGCUCUGGUUGCUCUGGAGGCAGCUCUACCAACUAUCCAAAUACAGCAAGACUCCUGGACGGAGAAGCCAGCGUUUGGCAUGUUGCUGGAGGAGCACCUGAAGAGGAGCAACCGUGAGAUUGCUCUGCCCAUAGAGGCCUGUGUCAUGAUGCUGCUGGAGACUGGCAUGAAGGAGGAGGGUCUCUUUCGCAUAGCAGCAGGGGCCUCAAAACUGAAGAAGCUGAAAGCGGCGCUGGACUGCUCUACUUCUCAGCUCGAGGAGUUCUACUCUGAUCCCCACGCUGUCGCUGGAGCCCUGAAAUCCUACCUGAGGGAACUUCCUGAGCCGCUGAUGACCUUUAGCCUCUAUGACGAGUGGAUACAGGCCUCCAAUGUGUCUGACCCUGACAAAAGACUUCAGGCCUUGUGGGUGACAUGUGACCGUUUGCCAAAGACUCACAAAGCCAACUUCAGGUAUCUGGUGAAGUUCCUGGCUAAGCUGGCUCAGGACAGUGACAUCAAUAAAAUGACUCCCAGUAACAUUGCCAUCGUUUUGGGGCCCAACCUGCUGUGGGCCAAAGCAGAAGGGACGCUGGCAGAGAUGGCUGCAGCCACAUCAGUCCAUGUGGUAGCCAUCAUUGAGCCCAUUAUCCAACAUGCCGAUUGGUUCUUCCCUGAUGAGGUGGACUUCAAUGUUUCAGGGAUGUUCUCCAUGCCCUCUCAUCCAUCCACCCCGGACCCCGAGCAUGGCUUGGACAGGAAACGUCCCGGCAGCCUGGGGCAGGACGGGGACAGUCACGCUCCCCGUAAAGACAGGUACCUGUCUCGCCCCAACCUCAGCCUCAGCCUGCCCCUCACCCUCCCGUCUCGCCCCAAGACACUGAGCAGGCAGGAGUCUCGGGGACCAGCUGUGUCAGCCUUUUAUGUAGUGGCCGACGAGUCCAUCACAGUCACUGAAACACCCACUGAAGAUCUGCCCACGUCUGUCAGCGCUCUCGCUGUUCUCCUGUCCCUCUCGGCCUCGUGCUCCGUCACUCUGUUCAACGGCAUAUGGUUUGCCCUCCUGAACUCUCUCCCCUCUCCCCCCCUUUAUAGCCCUGUUAACAAACAGCCGGAUCCCCUUCCACGCAGAGGCAGCGCUGUUAAUAAAAAGCAGACACAACUAACCUCACCCACCUUCCAAUCCUUUCUGCCCCCUCUGGAAGCCGGGCGUCCCAGCCAGCUUGAGCCGAAGCCCCAGGGUCUGCCCCCGGCUACAGAGGCGGAGCAGCCUGGCCUGACUGUUGCUGGUAUUGGUGGUGGUGCUCUUGGGGGUGGGGUCCAGGUAGCCACAGUGCAGCCACAGGUUGUAACCCAGCUCAGCGCAGAGGACAGCAGCCCAGCCCGUGAGCUCAUGUCCACCCCUCCUCCACAGAGGAAUGGGUCAGUCCACCUUACAGUAGGAACCCCGCACUCUCAGGGUGGGUCACGAGGACCUAGCCCACAUCUGGGCCGGAGAGGCACCAAAAAGCAGGCACCGGCACCACCCAAACAGGCCAGCCCUUUCACCUCUCAGUCCAGCAACACACAGGCGCCCGGCUCGCCCCAUUACCCGCCCAUCAUGCCCCGUCGUCACACCAGCAGGGAAAGCAUCCAAGUCCCGAGCCACCCUCCUCCACAGCCCCCUCCUCAGUCCCACAACGCGCAGGGGGACCCAGAGCCAUCUCCCCCCAGCACCCCCACCCCGCCUGACACUCCACCUCACGACGGAUCUCACCCCAACGCGCUCUCCGGAUCUCUGCAUCGCCCGUCAAGGCCCACUCCAAAGCCGCGGCUGCGACCCAACAUGCCCCCACCCCCGCAGCCGGCGGCCGACGACACGGGUAACGGCAUCUGCAGCUCUGCCUCCAAGAUCAUCACAGAUGGAGGUUUCGUUUGGAAGGGGGCCGGAAGAGCGUUCAUCCCCCAGGUGAUUGAGAACCAAGUAGAGGAGGGCUCUGCUGGUCAAGAGUCCGCCACCAUCCCAGAACCUCUCAGCCGGACAGAGAGCACCGUUCUGUGA